Messenger RNA from Babesia ovata, 720 nucleotides. Its product is annotated as breast carcinoma amplified sequence 2. NCBI's taxonomy places the organism in Eukaryota, Apicomplexa, Aconoidasida, Piroplasmida, Babesiidae. The transcript has 3 exons. The coding region runs from base 1 to 720 and encodes 239 amino acids. Gene Ontology annotation, cellular component: precatalytic spliceosome; Prp19 complex; catalytic step 2 spliceosome. Gene Ontology annotation, biological process: mRNA processing. The record is from RefSeq and is a predicted model, not a curated record.
AUGUCGGCCUCCGGUUCGCAGUCCGCCGACGCGGAAGCGCCGCUAUACAGGAACAACCGCUAUCACGGGCUGGUCGACAGCCUGUCUUUUGUCGAUGCAGUCCCGGUGGAACUCGAGGGGCACAUCCGCGAGCUCGUCGAGGCCGAAAAGCGCGCAAUUCUGGAGGAAUUUGGCGGCGAUGAGCAGUCGCUAUUGGAGAGCUACAUCAAGCCGCUCGGUCCCGCGCCGGACCAUACGGGAUCAGGUCACCUUUACCAUGCGGAGGUGGAGCGCAGGUCACGUGGCGAAACGCUGCAAGCGCUCGACAUGGAGCGUUACGCGGGCUAUGAUCACGUAACGGACAUGGAUGAACGCCUAGAUCAUGUGCGUACUCUGAGCGAGUAUGCGCAGGGAGCACAGCUCAACCUGGAGCUGAUGGACCGCUACAAGGAAGCUGCAUGGCUGAGCCACCUCGACGAUCUGGUGUCACUGCAGUCCAGGUUCGUUCGUCCACUUGUGCAAUUUUACCUAUUGUUGAUCAGCAUGUCGCGCGAGAAGACCCGUCUCGAGUCCGACAUCGAGCAGCUUAACAAGGAACGCAAGGUCAGCAAUGUGGAGUGGGCUGGGAGGUUGCGCACGCUGAGCCAGGAGCAGGAAGAUUACCAUAUGCGGAACAGGCAGCUGCUUGCAGCCAUAGAGAAGCUACAGAACAGCCGCCAGGACUCCGGCACUGGCCCUUAG